Molecule: messenger RNA, 747 nt
Organism: Cordyceps fumosorosea ARSEF 2679
Lineage: Eukaryota; Fungi; Ascomycota; Sordariomycetes; Hypocreales; Cordycipitaceae
Product: Mitochondrial carrier domain protein
Exons: 2
Coding region: 1-747 (248 amino acids)
Biological process (GO): thiosulfate transport; malate transmembrane transport; succinate transmembrane transport
Molecular function (GO): sulfate transmembrane transporter activity; succinate transmembrane transporter activity; thiosulfate transmembrane transporter activity
Source: RefSeq, a predicted model, not a curated record
AUGAGCGGCACCUUCGUCCACAUCCUCAAGCAUGAUGGCGUCAUCGGCCUAUACUCUGGCAUCUCCGCCUCGCUUCUGCGCCAGCUGACGUACUCAACCGUGCGCUUCGGCGUCUACGAGGAGCUCAAGACGCGCUACACCCGCUCCGGCCACACGGCUGGCUUCCCCGAGCUGACCGCCAUGGCCGUCACCUCGGGCUUCCUCGGCGGCAUCGCCGGCAACUUUGCCGACGUCCUCAAUGUGCGCAUGCAGCACGACGCCGCCCUGCCCCCCGACAAGCGCCGCAACUACCGCCACGCCAUCGACGGCAUGGUGCGCAUGGCCCGCGAGGAGGGCCUCUCGAGCUACUUUCGUGGCUGGCUGCCUAACGCCAGCCGCGCCGCCGUCAUGACGGCCGGGCAGCUCUCCACGUACGACACCUUCAAGCGCAUGCUUCUCGAGUACACCCCCAUGGGCGACACCCUGACGACGCACUUCUCGGCGUCCUUCCUCGCCGGCCUCGCUGCCGCCACGGCCACGAGCCCCAUCGACGUCAUCAAGACCCGCGUCAUGUCCUCCGCGCACAAACAGGACGUCCUGCAAGUCAUCCGCGACGUCUCUCGCGCUGAGGGCAUGGGCUGGAUGUUCAAGGGCUGGGUCCCCAGCUUCCUGAGACUCGGACCGCAUACCAUCUGUACAUUCAUCUUCUUAGAGGCGCACCGCAAGCUGUAUAGAGCGGCCAAAGGAAUUGACGAUGACAAGGAGUAG